Arabidopsis lyrata subsp. lyrata is the source of this 1899-nucleotide messenger RNA. RefSeq names its product NAC domain-containing protein 82. The coding region runs from base 486 to 1577 and encodes 363 amino acids. The record is from RefSeq and is a predicted model, not a curated record. Gene Ontology annotation, molecular function: DNA binding. The transcript is spliced from 5 exons. Gene Ontology annotation, biological process: regulation of DNA-templated transcription. NCBI's taxonomy places the organism in Eukaryota, Viridiplantae, Streptophyta, Magnoliopsida, Brassicales, Brassicaceae.
CAUUGAAUUGCAAAAUAAUCUCUAAACUUUAUUUCGCAAAAUAAUAAACGCGUAAUUAGAUCUAUAUAAACCCUAAACCCCAUCACUCUCUUACACUCCCCCUGGCUUCUCCUUCAAGCUAUACUCUCAUUCUCUCUCCUCCGACCAAAGUCUUCUGUUCCUCCGCUCUCCUUCUCCUACGGGUGCUUCUUUUGUGUUGUACAGCAGAUGUCUGUUGAUAUCUGCAAGAAGAAUCCAUCGUUUCUUUGGUGUGACUGUGGUUAUAUGAGCAAAGGAAUGUUGUGGUGCUUUCAGACAAUCUUGUUCAAUCAUUGGACUUGAACCUUUCAUAGCUCUUCAUGUUGUCUUCUUCUUAGCUUUUUUGUUUUUUUUUUUCACAAUUCUUUGUUGUUGUUUUCUUUGGUUCUGCUGGUUCUUGUUAUUGUGAAUCUGAGAGAAAAUUCGAAAGUUACUUAGUGUAGUGAAAGUUUUCCCCUUCUCUUCCAAUGGGGAAAACUAACUUGGCACCUGGAUUUCGGUUUCAUCCUACUGAUGUUGAACUUGUGAGAUACUACUUGAAGAGGAAAGUUAUGGGGAAAAAGUUCCAAGUUGAUGCCAUUGCUGAGAUCGACAUUUACAAGUUCGAACCACCUGAUUUACCCGAGAAAUCAUGUCUAGGGACUGGAGAUCUUAAGUGGUACUUCUUCUGUCCAAGAGAAAAGAAGUAUCCCAAAGGCGGUAAGGCAAACCGCUCUACUGAAUGUGGUUACUGGAAGACCACAGGGAGAGACAGAGAUGUUUCUUACAAUGACGAAGUCACUGGGAAGAUAAGAACUCUGAUUUAUCACUACGGGAAAAUACCCCGCGGUGAUCGGACUGAUUGGGUCAUACAUGAAUAUAGACUUGAAGACAAAGUACUGGCCCAAAAGAAUGUUCCUCAGGAUACUUAUGUGCUUUGCGUUCUCUUUAAGAAAAAUGGACUUGGACCAAGACAUGGAUCUCAAUAUGGUGCUCCAUUUAAAGAAGAGGAUUGGAGUGAUAAGGAAGAGGAAUAUACUCAGACUCAUAUUGUAGCUGUUCCUUGUGCAGAAAACAACAAUCCUGGUCCUAGCAAAGAAACCAGUCUAGCUGCUACGGCCUCACAAUCGCACGCUCCUAAGGAUUGUUUGACAGGAGUGAUCUCAGAAUCUUGCGUCUCUGAUGUACCGCCACUAACUGCCACAGUACUGCUUCCACCUCUAACAAGUGAUGUUGUAGCUUACAAUCCCAUGUCUUCUUCAGCUCUUCCUGAGGUUCCUCAGGUAUCUCUCGAUGAUGGCGAGUUAAAUUCGUUGCUCGAUCUCUUUUCUGUUGACAAUGACGACUGUUUACUUUUCGACGAUUUCGACUACCAAAAUGAGGUAAGACAUGAGCCUGAUGUUUUUGUAAACGAGGAAGCUCCAGUUUUCUUAGGAGAUGGCAAUUUCAGUGGAAUGUUUGACCUGAGCAACGACAUGGUCGUAGAGCUACAGGAUCUGAUCCAGCCAGCCACACCUCCUCCUCCUCCUCCUGCUCAAGCCAGUAAUCCUGAUGACUCAAGAAGCAACGGUCAGACUUAGGACCAUCAAAAAAUAUUAUGUGCUGAUUUAUGAUCUUUCUUGCAUUGAUGCUUCAUGGAAACAGAGACCAAACAUGUGAAGCUUCAGCUAGAAUGUUUUUCUUCUGGCGCCAUCUCUGUCUGCACGAAAGAGACAAAACCAUGAAUCAGUAAACGUCCAGCUGUGGAGCCAGCUUUCUAUGUUAUGUUUCUGCAACUUUGUCUGUAGUCUUAGAUUUCAUCAUCAUUUAUGUGGCAAGAACCUUCUCUUUAACUUGUGUAAUUCCAUGGAUUCUUAUUUAUUAGCUUAGCUUCCAUGAUAAUGCCACCAUUUAACUUUUAAA